AUGGAUCCGAAAGUAAAUGACAAAUUUGCUGAGUGGUUGAACAUGAGAUAUGGUUCAAUCCAGGCAUGUAAAAUUGUCAGAGGAAAGAUACAAAGAUAUCUUGGAAUGACUUUGGAUUUCUCGGUGAAAGGAAAACUCAAGAUCCGCAUGGACGACUAUGUCAAGAACAUGUUGGAAGAUUUUCCUAUCAAGUUCAACAAGGAUUCAAAGCAGGAAGCACCAGCUGGUAACAAUUUACUGGAAGCUGGUAAAGGGAAGUUACUCAGUGCUGAGUACCGUCAGAUCUUCCAUACUACUGUUGCAAGGGGACUUUAUAUCUCUAAGAGAGCUCGUUUGGAUAUCCAUCCAACAAUUACUAUUCUUGCCUCAAGAGUUUGA
Cylindrotheca closterium is the source of this 378-nucleotide messenger RNA. The record is from the annotation of a GenBank genome assembly. Lineage: Eukaryota; Bacillariophyta; Bacillariophyceae; Bacillariales; Bacillariaceae.